CCUUCAAGUUCAUCUCUCGUGUAGGACCGCCAAAAUCCCCGCCAUCAUGGCAUCGUGGAGGCUGCUGGGCAUUUCCGUCUCAGCCGUCGUUAUCUUGUCCAGCCUCGCUUAUCUCCUCGUCGUCGUCUUCCUCUCCGCCUCCUCCUAUCCAAUCAGGCAGCCACUUCAUGGUACAUCCAAGCAUCCUCAUAGACACUUUCAGGCUCCUGCAGAAAAUCCCUGGGCGGAGCUUGAUGAAGUGGAAGCGUCGCAGGUGUACAUAUGGCUGCAGAAGAACACCAAUAUAUUCAACUCGACUGACGACCGCACCGGUGGAAACAGUCGAGGGAGCAACAACCCGUUGAGCCUGAUUGAACUUCUCCGGCCCAAUAAGACCAGCGUCGUCGACUACCUGGACCACAAUGGCCCCGUCCCCGACCGCUGGGCUCGUCUCUCGGCCGUCGAGACCAAGGGCGACGACGCCUUCAUCGUCGAGUACAUGGUCGGCCCGCUGCCACCGUCCAACAAGACCCAACUCCUGCCCUUGACGUACUGCCACAACUCGGGCCGUAACUAUGUCCAAAGCCCCAUCUCGGACGUCUUUGCGCUGCUCGACUGGGCGCUGUCCAUUGGCGAGAAUGCGUCCGACGUGACCCAAGACCUGCUGGGCGCAAAGACCAACCGGGACGAUCUCGACGACCCGGACGGGCUGGUCAUGGGCUCGAGGCCUGCGCUGAUCGACUCGGGCCGCAUGGUCCACUGGCUGGAGUUUUUCGGGCCUGGCAUGAAAUCCGACGGCCGCAGCCUUCUGCCCCAAGGCCUGUACGUCAAGCUGGACGUGCCGAGCGCGAACCCGGCGACCUGGACGACGGGCGAGUGGUUCUACAACGGGAUCCUGUACGACAACGUGACAAUGCUGCGCGAGGCCAUGGCGUCGCCCGACUUCGAGCGCCUGACGAUCAACGAGGACGGCGCGUGGACCGACACCGAAGACUUCAGCACGUCGACCACCCCGGAGCGCGACAUGCCGCCGCCACUCUCCAUCCAGCCGUACGGGCCCCGGUACCGCCUCGACCGCUCGCAGAACUACAUCUCGUGGAUGGGCUUCUCGUUCUACCUGUCGACCUCGCAGGCGGCGGCGCUGUCGCUGUUCGACAUCCGCUACAACGGGUCGCGCAUCAUCUACCAGCUGGGCCUGCAGGAGGCGCUGGCGCACUACGCGGGCGCCGAGCCCAUGCAGUCCGGGCUCGAGUUUCUCGACACCUUCUUCGGCAUGGGCAAGAUGAUGUUCAGCCUCGUCCCGGGGCUCGACUGCCCCGGCCACGCCGAGUACCUGGACAUGUCGUACCACCGCGGCGGCAGGAUGUACACCAACCGCAACGCCAUCUGCGUCUUCGAGUACACGGCCGACGCGCCCUUGCAGAGACACACCUCGGCCUUUAGCGCGACCGUCAGCAGAAACACGUACCUCGUGGUGCGGAGCGUGAGCACGGUCGGAAACUACGACUACACGAUCGACUACAUCUUCUACCUCGACGGCUCGGUCGAGGUCAAGCUGCGGGCCAGUGGCUACAUCUUCGGGGCGUUCCACGCGGAGCCGCGCUCCUCGCCGCUGCGGCGCGACGCGACGACGAACGAGUACGGCUACCGCGUGCGGCCGGGGCUGCACACGUCGAUGCACGACCACGUGGUCAACUUCCGCGCGGACCUGGACAUCUGCGGCACGGCCAACACGGUGGUGCGCACGGCGAUCGAGCCCCUCCAGCGCACCUACGCCUGGGACCAGCCCGAGGUGCCCGGCCCGCGCAACACCAUGCACAUGGUGCACUCGGCCGUCACGCACGAGACGGGGCUCAACUGGCCCCGGAACGCCGGGGAGAUGUACCUGGUCACGGCGCCCAACCGCACCAACCGGUGGGGGGAGACGCGCGCGUACCGCAUCCUGCCCGGCACCGGGAUGGGCAACCCGGCGCACCUGACGAUCGCCAACUCGACGGCGCUGGGCCGGGCGGCGUCCUGGGCCGCGGCCGACCUGUGGGUGCUGCGCAACCACCCGGCCACGGAGCCGGCGGCGGCGCACCACUACAACGCGCUGGAGCCGGGAGCGCCGCUGGUCGACUUCGCGCGCAUGGUCGAGGACCGCGAGCCCGUCGAGGCGGCCGACCUCGUGCUCUACUUCAACCUGGGCGGCCACCACGUGCCCACCAGCCAGGACGUGCCCAACACGCUGAUGCACACCAGCGCCAGCUCCGUGCUGUUCAUGCCCUUCAACUACUUUGACGACGACGUCAGCAAGGCCCUCCGCCAGGGCGUGCGGGUCGAUCGAGCACGCACCCGCCAUCGCCACAACAAUGGCGCAUCGACAAACCACAACGUCGACGACGACAACAACCCGAACGCAGACGCCAAGGAAGAAGUGCGUCGAGCACCGACGAACCGCGCCGCAAGAUUCCCCCGUCGAGACCGAGAGGACAAGAAGCGCAGGAACCACGGCCACGGCCACGACACCGACGACGACGGCGUCUCGUGGUUCGGCGCCCGCUACACCGCGCCCGUGCUGGUGACGCGGGAGAUGCUCUCGCCCGACCUCAGCCACUACAUGAAGGAGCGCGACGACGGGGAACAGGGCGGCUGGAGGGCCGUGCGGAACCACGUCGGCGGCGGGCUUUACGGGCUGUUCGUCGGCAAGGAGGGCCGGGGGCGUCGGCGCGAGGGAGGGCGGCUUGAUUGGUGA
This is a messenger RNA of Cladophialophora immunda, 2713 nucleotides long. RefSeq lists its product as uncharacterized. The transcript is spliced from 2 exons. Gene Ontology annotation, cellular component: plasma membrane. Gene Ontology annotation, biological process: amine metabolic process. Bases 47 to 2713 code for a protein of 888 amino acids. The record is from RefSeq and is a predicted model, not a curated record. Lineage: Eukaryota; Fungi; Ascomycota; Eurotiomycetes; Chaetothyriales; Herpotrichiellaceae. Gene Ontology annotation, molecular function: quinone binding; primary methylamine oxidase activity; copper ion binding.